AUGAGGAAGGAAAUCUGUGUCAGCUUUCUGCUCUUAGUUGCUGUAAGCAACGUACAAACUACGACCACCACAACAGCCCAAACAACAAUUACUGGUGUACCAACAACAACCACCACAGCUGCACCAACAACGACCACCACAGCUCCACCAACAACAACCAAAACAGCACCACCAACACCCACCACAGCAGCACCAAUACAAACCACUACAGCUGCACCAACAACAACCACAACAGCUGCACCAACAACAACCACCACAGCUGCACCAACAACAACCACCACAGCUGCACCAACAACAACCACCACAGCAGCCCCAACAACCACCACAACAAUAGCACCAACAACAAUCACUACAGCUGCACCAACAACAACCACCACAGCAGCACCAACAACAACCACCACAGCUGCACCUACAACAACCACCACAGCUGCACCUACAACAACCACAACAGCCCCACCAACCACCACGACAACAGCACCAACAACAACCACCACAGCUGCACCUACAACAACCACAACAGCACCACCAACAACCACCACAGCAGCACCAACAUCAACCACCACAGCUGCACCUACAACAACCACCACAGCUGCCCCAACAACAACCACUACAGCUGCACCAACAACAACCACAGCAGCACCAACAACAACCACCACAGCUGCACCUACAACAACCACAACAGCUGCACCAACAACAACCACCACAGCUGCACCUACAACAACCACAACAGCACCACCAACAACCAUCACAGCAGCACCAACAACAACAACCACAACCACAACUGCACCAACAACAACCACCACAGCUGCCCCAACAAUGACCACCACAGCAGCCCCAACAACCACCACAACAACAGCACCAACAACAACCACCACAGCUGCACCAACAACAACCACCACAGCUGCACCUACAACAACCACCACAGCUGCUCCAACAACAACCACUAAAGCUGCACCAAGAACAACAACCACAGCAGCCCCAACAACAACCACCACAGCUCCACCAAUAACAACAACCACAACAGCUGCCCCAACAACGACCACCACAGCAGCCCCAACAACAACCACCACAGCUCCACCGACAACAACAACCACCACAGCUGCCCCAACAACGACCACCACAGCAGCCCCACCAACCACCACGACAACAGCACCAACAACAACCACCACAGCUGCACCUACAACAACCACAACAACACCACCAACAACAACCACUACAGCUGCACCAACAACAACCACUACAGCUGCACCAACAACCACCACAGCUGCACCAACAACAACCACCACAGCAGCCCCACCAACCACCACCACAACAGCACCAACAACAACCACCACAACAACCACAACAGCACCACCAACAACAACCACUACAGCUGCACCAACAACACCCACCACAGCUGCACCAACAACAACCACCACAGCUGCCCCAACAACGACCACCACAGCAGCCCCAACAACCACCACAACAACAGCACCAACAACAACCACCACAGCUGCACCAACAACAACCACCACAGCUGCACCUACAACAACCACCACAGCUGCUCCAACAACAACCACGACAGCUGCACCAACAACAACAACCACAGCAGCCCCAACAACAACCACCACAGCUCCACCGACAACAACAACCACCACAGCUGCCCCAACAAGGACCACCACAGCAGCCCCACCAACCACCACGACAACAGCACCAACAACAACCACCACAGCUGCACCUACAACAACCACAACAACACUACCAACAACAACCACUACAGCUGCACCAACAACAACCACUCCAGCUGCACCAACAACAACCACCACAGCUGCCCCAACAACGACCACCACAGCAGCCCCACCAACCACCACCACAACAGCACCAACAACAACCACCACAACAACCACAACAGCACCACCAACAACAACCACUACAGCUGCACCAACAACCACCACAGCUGCACCAACAACAACCACAACAGCCCCACCAACAACAACCACUACAGCUGCACCAACAACAACCACCACAGCUGCACCUACAACAACCACCACAGCUGCACCAACAACAACCACAACAGCUGCACCUACAACAACCACCACAGCAGCCCCAACAACAACCACCACAGCUCCACCGACAACAACAACCACCACAGCUGCCCCAACAACGACCACCACAGCAGCCCCACCAACCACCACGACAACAGCACCACCAACAACCACCACAGCAGCACCAACAACAACCACUACAGCUGCACCAACAACAACCACAACAGCUGCACCUACAACAACCACAACAGCACCAACAACAACCACCACAGCAGCACCAACAACAACCACUACAGCUGCACCAACAACAACAACCACAGCUGCACCAACAACAACCACUACAGCUGCACCAACAACAACCACUACAGCUGCACCAACAACAACCACCACAACUGCACCAACAACAACCACCACAGCUGCCCCAACAACGACCACCACAGCAGCCCCAACAACAACCACCACAACUGCACCAACAACAACCACCACAGCUGCACCAACAACAACCACCACAGCUGCACCUACAACAACCACCACAGCUGCUCCAACAACAACCACUACAGCUGCACCAACAACAACAACCACAGCAGCCCCAACAACAACCACCACAGCUCCACCGACAACAACAACCACCACAGCUGCCCCAACAACGACCACCACAGCAGCCCCAACAACAACCACCACAGCUCCACCGACAACAACAACCACCACAGCUGCCCCAACAACGACCACCACAGCAGCCCCACCAACCACCACGACAACAGCACCAACAACAACCACCACAGCUGCACCUACAACAACCACAACAGCACCACCAACAACAACCACUACAGCUGCACCAACAACAACCACUCCAGCUGCACCAACAACAACCACAACAGCAGCACCAACAACAACCACCACAGCUGCACCAACAACAACCACCACAGCUGCACCUACAACAACCACCACAGCUGCACCAACAACAACCACAACAGCUGCUCCUACAACAACCACCACCACAGCAGCUCCAACUACAACCACCACAGCUGCACCAACAACAACCACCACAACUUCUCCAACAACAACCACCACAGCUGUUCCAACAACAACCACCACAGCUGCAUCAACAACAACAACCACAACUCCUACAACAACCACCACAGCUGCACCAACAACAACAACCACAGCUGCUCCAACUACAACAACCACAGCUUCUCCAACUACAACAACCACAGCUGCCCCAACAACGACCACCACAGCAGCCCCAACAACAACCACCACAGCUCCACCAACAACAACCACCACAGCUCCACCGACAACAACAACCACCACAGCUCCACCAACAACAACCACCACAGCUGCACCAACAACACCCACCACAGCUCCACCGACAACAACAACCACAACAGCUGCCCCAACAAUGACCACCACAGCAGCCCCACCAACCACCACGACAACAGCACCAACAACAACCACUACAGCUGCACCAACAACAACCACUACAGCUGCACCAACAACAACCACCACAGCUGCACCAACAACAACCACAACAGCUGCACCAACAACAACCACCACAGCUGCACCAACAACAACCACCACAGCUGCACCAACAACAACCACCACAGCUGCCCCAACAACAACCACUACAGCUGCACCAAGAACAACAACCACAGCAGCCCCAGCAACAACCACCACAGCUCCACCGACAACAACAACCACCACAGCGACAACAACAACCACCACAGCUGCCCCAACAACAACCACCACAGCAGCCCCAACAACAACCACUACAGCUGCACCAACAACAACAACCAUGGCAGCCCCAACAACAACCACCACAGCUCCACCUACAACAACAACCACCACAGCUCCACCGACAACAACAACCACCACAGCUGCCCCAACAACAACCACCACAGCUGCACCAACAACAACCACCACAGCUGCACCUACAACAACCACCACAGCUGCACCAACAACAACCACAACAGCUGCACCUACAACAACCACCACAGCUGCACCAACAACAACCACCACAGCUGCACCAACAACAACAACCACAGCAGCCCCAACAACAACCACCCCAGCUCCACCGACAACAACAACCACCACAGCUGCCCCAACAACGACCACCAGAGCAGCCCCAACAACAACCACCACAGCUCCACCGACAACAACAACCACCACAGCUGCCCCAACAACGACCACUACAGCUGCACCAACAACAACCACAACAGCUGCACCAACAACAACCACCACAGCUGCACCAACAACAACCACCACAGCUGCACCUACAACAACCACCACAGCGACCACCACAGCAGCCCAACCAACCACCACGACAACAGCACCAACAACAACCACCACAGCUGCACCUACAACAACCACAACAGCAACACCAACAACAACCACUACAGCUGCACCAACAACAACCACUACAGCUGCACCAACAACAACUACAACAGCUGCACCAACAACAACCACCACAGCUGCACCAACAACAACCACCACAGCUGCACCUACAACAACCACCACAGCUGCACCUACAACAACCACAACAGCUGCACCUACAACAACCACCACAGCUGCACCAACAACAACCACCAAAGCUGCACCAACAACAACCACCACAGCUGCCCCAACAACAACCACCACAGCUGCACCAACAACAACAACCACAGCAGCCCCAACAACCACCACGACAACAGCACCAACAACAACCACCACAGCUGCACCUACAACAACCACAACAGCACCACCAACAACCACCACAGCUGCACCUAGAACAACCACCACAGCGGCACCUACAACCACCACAACGACCACCACAGCAGCCCCACCAACCACAACGACAACAGCACCAACAACAACCACCACAACUGCACCUACAACAACCACAACAGCACCACCAACAACAACCACAACAGCUGCACCUACAACAACCACCACAGCUGCACCAACAACAACCACCACAGCUGCACCUACAACAACCACCACAGCUGCACCAACAACAACCACCACAGCUGCCCCAACAACAACCACCACAGCUGCACCAACAACAACAACCACAGCAGCCCCAACAACAACCACCACAGCUGCCCCGACAACGACCACCACAGCAGCCCCAACAACAACCACCACAGCUCCACCAACAACAACCACCACAGCUGCACCAACAACAACCACCACAGCAGCCCCAACAACAACCACCACAGCUCCACCGACAACAACAACCACCACAGCUGCCCCAACAACGACCACCACAGCAGCCCCAACAACACCCACCACAGCUCCACCGACAACAACGACCACCACAGCAGCCCCACCAACCACCACGACAACAACAACGACCACCACAGCAGCCCCACCAACCACCACGACAACAGCACCAACAACAACCACCACAGCUGCACCAACAACAACCACCACAGCUGCACCUACAACAACCACCACAGCUGCACCAACAACAACCACAACAGCUGCACCAACAACAACCACCACAGCUGCACCAACAACAACCACCACAGCUGCACCAACAACAACCACCACAGCUGCCCCAACAACAACCACUACAGCUGCACCAACAACAACAACCACAGCAGCCCCAACAACAACCACCACAGCUCCACCAACAACAACCACCACAGCUGCCCCAACAACUACCACCACAGCAGCCCCAACAACAACCACCACAGCUCCACCAACGACCACCACAGCUGCACCACCAACCACCACGACAACAGCACCAACAACAACCACCACAGCUGCACCAACAACAACCACCACAGCUGCCCCAACAACGACCACCACAGCUGCACCACCAACCACCACGACAACAGCACCAACAACAACCACCACAGCUGCACCUACAACAACCACAACAUCACCACCAACAACAACCACUACAGCUGCACCAACAACAACCACUACAGCUGCACCAACAACAACCACCACAGCUGCACCAACAACAACCACCACAGCUGCACCAACAACAACCACCACAGCUGCCCCAACAACAACCACUACAGCUGCACCAACAACAACAACCACAGCAGCCCCAACAACAACCACCACAGCUCCACCAACAACAACCACCACAGCAGCCCCAACAACAACCACCACAGCAGCCCCACCAACCUCCACGACAACAGCACCACCAACAACAUCCACAGCAGCACCAACAACAACCACUCCAGCUGCACCAACAACAACCACAACAGCUGCACCAACAACAACCACCACAGCUGCACCUACAACAACCACAACAGCUGCACCAACAACAACAACCACAGCAGCCCCAACAACAACCACCAGAGCUCCACCGACAACAACAACCACCACAGCUGCCCCAACAACGACCACCACAGCAGCCCCACCAACCUCCUCGACAACAGCACCACCAACAACCACAACAGCUGCACCAACAACAACCACCACAGCUGCACCUACAACAACCACAACAGCUGCACCUACAACAACCACAACAGCACCACCAACAACCACCACAGCUGCACCUACAAGGACCACCACAGCUGCCCCAACAACAAGCACUAUAGCUGCACCAACAACAACAACCACAGCAGCCCCAACAACAACCACCACAGCUCCACCGACAACAACAACCACCACAGCUGCCCCAACAACAACCACCACAGCAGCCCCACCAACCACCACGACAACAGCACCAACAACAACAAACACAGCUGCACCUACAACAACCACAGCAGCACCAACAACAACCACUACAGCUGCACCAACAACAACCACCACAGCUGCACCUACAACAACCACCACAGCUGCACCUACAACAACCACAACAGCACCACCAACAACCACCACAGCAGCACCAACAACAGCCACCACAGCUGCACCUACAACAACCACCACAGCUGCCCCAACAACAACCACAACAGCUGCACCAACAACAACAACCACAGCAGCAACAACAACAACCACCACAGCUGCACCGACAUCAACAACCACCACAGCUGCCCCAACAACGACCACCACAGCAGCCCCACCAACCACCACGACAACAGCACCAACAACAAUCCCUACAGUUGCACCAACAUCAACCACCACAGCAGCACCAACAACAACCACCACAGCUGCACCUACAACAACCACCACAGCUGCACCUACAACAACCACCACAGCUGCACCUACAACAACCACAACAGCACCACCAACAACCACCACAGCAGCACCAACAACAGCCACCACAGCUGCACCUACAACAACCACCACAGCUGCCCCAACAACAACCACCACGGCAGCCCCAACAACCACCACAACAACAGCACCAACAACAACCACCACAGCUGCACCAACAACAACCACCACAGCUGCACCUACAACAACCACCACAGCUGCCCCAACAACAACCACAACAGCUGCACCGACAUCAACAACCACCACAGCUGCCCCAACAACGACCAUUACAGCAGCCCCACCAACCACCACGACAACAGCACCAACAACAACCACCACAGCUGCACCAACAACAACCACUACAGCUGCACCUACAACAACCACCACAGCUGCCCCAACAACCACCACCACAGCAGCCCCAACAACCACCACAACAACAGCACCAACAACAAUCACUACAGCUGCACCAACAACAACCACCACAGCCGCACCUACAACAACCACCACAGCUGCCCCAACAACAACCACUACAGCUGCACCAACAACAACAACCACAGUAGCCCCAACAACAACCACCACAGCUCCACCAACGACAACAACCACCACAGCUGCCCCAACAACGACCACCACAGCUGCCCCACCAACCUCCACGACAACAGCACCACCAACAACCACCACAGCAGCACCAACAACAACCACUCCAGCAGCACCAACAACAACCACCACAGCUGCCCCAACAACAACCACCACGGCAGCCCCAACAACCACCACAACAACAGCACCAACAACAACCACCACAGCUGCACCAACAACGACCACCACAGCAGCCCCAUCAACCUCCACGACAACAGCACCACCAACAACCACCACAGCAGCACCAACAACAACCACUCCAGCUGCACCAACAACUACCACAACAGCUGCACCAAGAACAACCACCACAGCUGCACCAACAACAACCACCACAGCUGCACCUACAACAACCACCACAGCUGCCCCAACAACCACCACCACAGCAGCCCCAACAACCACCACGACAACAGCACCAACAACAAUCCCUACGGCUGCACCAACAUCAACCACCACAGCAGCACCAACAACAACCACCACAGCUGCACCUACAACAACCACCACAGCUGCACCUACAACAACCACCACAGCUCACCACAGGUGCACCUACAACAACCUUUACAGCUGCAACAACCACCACCACCACAGCAGCACCAACAACAACUACCACAGUGGCCCCAACAACAACCACCACCACAGCGGCAUCAGCAACAACAACUACAGCUGUACCAACAACAUCCACCACUGCUGCACCAACACCAACCACCACAGUGGCCCCAGCAACCACCACAACAGCGACACCAACAACAACCACCACUGCUGCACCAACAGCAACUACCACAAGGAACAAUCUGAGCAGCACACCGCCUGCUCCGACACGGUUUGGCCGCCGUCCUCUCAACAGUUUGCUGUGCGUGGAGCAGCCAGAGAUUUAGGACGAGACGGCGGCGAUUUGGUGCUCCUCCAGACCAGCUGGUGUCAAAGGUCAGGUCAGGUAUGGGAGCAGAUGCCGGUUCGGUACUUCACCAUGUCGACCCUGGUCCUGUACUGUUCUGGGUUCCUAAAGGACAUCCUUCAGGCCUGCUGCAAGCCUCGCCUCUUCUCUCCAUGUGUCCUCCCAUCCUCCAUGAUGCAACCCCAGUUUCUGGACCGGGUCCUGGGCACCCAGCAUAUGCACAGCAGCAUCAGACAUACAGACUUUUCCAAAGAUAUCGAAAACACGCUGAAGAGAAGUUGUCCCAAAGGAGUCCAGUUGGUGCUGUUAGCCAUCAGUCAAAGUCCAGGCCUCACACGAGUACAGAAAGACCGCAGGACCAAGAAGCAAGAGACUCUGACGUUGCUCCGCAUCCUCAGAUACCAGGAACGCCACGCUGACUUGCUCAGUGAACCCGUCGCCCCAUGUGUGAGCUCAGCCUCACACCUGUCAUAA
Cheilinus undulatus (humphead wrasse) is the source of this 9153-nucleotide messenger RNA. Its product is annotated as mucin-2-like. The coding region runs from base 1 to 9153 and encodes 3050 amino acids. The transcript is spliced from 14 exons. Lineage: Eukaryota; Metazoa; Chordata; Actinopteri; Labriformes; Labridae. The record is from RefSeq and is a predicted model, not a curated record.